AUGGCGCUUGAUAGCUAUUACCGGAACAAGAUAGAGAGCAUGAAGCUCGAGAUCAUUCAGGGGCAGGCCGUUCUCAGGCGGUUAGAGGCGCAGAGGAAUGACUACAACUCUAGAGUCAGGUUGCUGCGGGAAGAGCUGGGUCUUUUGCAGCAGCCAGGCUCCUAUGUCGGUGAAGUGGUCAAGGUCAUGGGUACAAAAAAGGUCCUGGUCAAGGUCCACCCAGAAGGGAAAUACGUGGUUGAUAUUGCGGACGGUGUCGACAUAGCAAAGCUAACCGUCGGCAAACGAGUGUCUCUCCUGUCCGAUACAUACAAGCUAGAGAAGAUGCUGCCAUCCUCUGUCGAUCCGCUGGUGUCUUUGAUGAUGGUCGAAAAGGUGCCAGAUAGUACCUAUGAUAUGAUCGGUGGACUGGACCAGCAGAUCAAGGAGAUCAAAGAAGUUAUAGAGCUGGGCCUCAAGCACCCUGAGCUAUUUGAGUCCCUCGGGAUCGCACAGCCCAAGGGUGUACUUCUGUAUGGGCCUCCAGGGACGGGCAAGACGCUACUUGCGCGAGCGGUGGCACACCAUACAGACUGCAAGUUCAUCCGAGUCAGUGGUUCAGAGCUUGUACAAAAAUAUAUUGGCGAGGGAAGUAGGAUGGUUCGAGAGCUUUUCGUCAUGGCCCGAGAGCACGCUCCCAGCAUUAUAUUCAUGGACGAGAUCGAUAGUAUUGGCUCCAGUCGAGUAGAGGGAAGCAGUGGUGGAGACUCGGAGGUACAACGCACCAUGUUGGAACUUCUCAAUCAGCUUGACGGAUUUGAACCGACAAAGAAUAUAAAGAUCAUUAUGGCUACCAACCGGCUGGACAUUCUCGACCCAGCACUUCUCCGGCCCGGCAGGAUAGACAGGAAGAUUGAAUUCCCUCCACCCUCUGUCGAAGCCAGAGCUGACAUUCUCCGCAUCCACUCGCGCUCGAUGAACUUAACGCGUGGCAUUAACCUGACAAAGAUUGCAGAAAAAAUGAACGGCUGCUCUGGUGCUGAACUCAAGGGAGUAUGUACCGAAGCCGGCAUGUACGCCUUGCGAGAGCGAAGAGUACACGUUACGCAGGAGGACUUUGAUCUCGCAACAGCCAAGGUUCUCAAUAAACACGAUGACAAGGAGGUCAGUCUCGGUAAGCUGUGGAAAUAA
Trichophyton rubrum CBS 118892 is the source of this 1170-nucleotide messenger RNA. Its product is annotated as 26S protease regulatory subunit 8. The transcript is spliced from 3 exons. Gene Ontology annotation, molecular function: ATP binding; proteasome-activating activity; ATP hydrolysis activity. Bases 1 to 1170 code for a protein of 389 amino acids. Gene Ontology annotation, biological process: proteasome-mediated ubiquitin-dependent protein catabolic process. Gene Ontology annotation, cellular component: proteasome regulatory particle, base subcomplex. The record is from RefSeq and is a predicted model, not a curated record. Lineage: Eukaryota; Fungi; Ascomycota; Eurotiomycetes; Onygenales; Arthrodermataceae.